Molecule: messenger RNA, 1692 nt
Organism: Owenia fusiformis
Lineage: Eukaryota; Metazoa; Annelida; Polychaeta; Sabellida; Oweniidae
Source: the annotation of a GenBank genome assembly
AAAGGCCUUACUGAUUCGUGUACUUUAUUAUGGGGAAUUCCCUUGCUUUCAGAUGACUCAUAGAAAACAGAAACAUCAUGCUAGAUUAGUAUUUAAACAUAACACUGUAGAACAAGUGGGAUUAAAAUACACCUCAUAACAACAAUAAAAAAUAUAUCGACAUCUAUUGCUGUUUACAAUAUAACGUGAUCAUGCCAGAAUUUAAAAUAAUUUAUAGGACAUUUAUAAGUAAAGUUUUUAAAGAAUAUGACAUAAACAAUGACAAGGAAGAGAUAACAGAGGAAAUAACUAAAAGAUGUUCGGUAGUGACGGAGACAAUAUCAAUCGCUGGGAUCACAGAGAUUAAAGGUCCCAUUCCUUUUUUACUCAAACAUCGUAAAAGUGGAUGCUUUUUAUGCAUCAGGAAUGGAAAACUAGAGCUUGCUAUGCCGAGCAAGCAAAAUCUUUCAAAAUUUCUGCUACAUGGAUAUAUAUUUAGUGGAAUGGAUGAAGAAGAACAAAGCAGACAUAGGAAUCAACCUAUUAACAUAAUAAUGAUUAAUUCGACAGACAAUCAUUUUGUCCAACCCAAGAACAAGACAACAUCAAUCUGCACAGCAGAACUUAUGACAAAGAAAGGUAAACCAUUGAAGGAGGACACAUCUAAAAUUGAGGGAGAUGAUCCAAGGUUCUUCAUGGUACAUUCUACGGGUGAUGGGGGAAUUUCACUUGAGUCAUUCUUAAGCAAAGGGUUCUACCUUGCAAGUGAGCACAAUGGGAGGGAAGGUGACCCAAGACUUCAAUUGUACAAGCUAGGAUGUCAUAAUCAUGUUAACUCACCCAGCUAUGGUGCAACAUUUGAUUUGAUUCCUAAGAAUAAUGAUGCUGAAGAAUACCAUGGGACUCUCAAAGAGGAAUAUCUUAGGCGGAAGGCCAGGGUAAAAUAACUAAUGUGUAACAAUCUGUGCAAGGAUUUGAUUAUGCCCCUGAGCAUGACCAUUUGUUCUGUAGUUGUUCAAGACACACACAGAGCAAUGUUGGACACAAAUGGUUUGGUAAACCAAGAAAUUGAUUGAGUUAGACAUCAAGAUAACUACUACCGCAGUAGGUCUCAAUUGCGUUGUCUCAGCUUAUGACUCAGCUCUUUCUAUUUGGUCUAUCCACUCCAUGAAAAGGAAUCUCGUGUACUAUCUAAGUACAAGAUAUAUGGCAUGUUGCCUAUUGAAGUAAAAAAACAACAAAGAGUGAAAGCCUUGUUAUGAGUUCACUUAGUGCAAGUUGAAUUCUAGAAAGCGACAACAUUUUUACACCCAUGGGCAAUGUCAUGGGAUUACCGUAACCAAUAAUGCAAUAUUGCAUUUGUUUGGUAUACUUAUGAAAGUACAACAGUUGGAAAUUCCUGUUUCAUAGAAAUAAGUAUGGGGAUUCCCCAUUGUUUCAAUACAAGUUGCCAACAAUAUUUAGCCAAUGCUGAUCAUUUUAACUUCAAUGUUGUCUGAAUUCUACUUCCUUGUUCUUAUUGAACCAAGGCCAAUCAAAAUGUUAUUUGCCUAUAAUGAAAUAGAAACUAAUCAGAUGAUUUAACUUCCCUUUCCCUGUAUUUUCAUCAUAAUUUUAUAUCUGCAUUCCAACUUGUUAUUUCAUUUGUUUUUACCAAAAUAAACAUCAGUGCUGUACUUUACUAGUGAAAGCCUUAGGAGACAACCAUUUAAU